AUGAGGAUAUACUUCAAGGCGAUGCACAACUACAAUCAACUUUCAAGUAAUUUCGAUUGCAUGAAACCAAUUUCAAUUGAUAUAAUUCGAUGUACGACAAGUGUCAGCCAACAACCAAGUGUACAUUCUACUACUGAACAAGGACCGCUUUGUUUCGGAUAUGAGAAACCAGUCGCAGAUUUUGUUGGACGACGAACUGAACUAGACCUGCUGAAAAGAGAAACAGUUGAAUGUGAACGCGGCAAAUCAGCCAUAGUUGUCGUUUCGGGAUUGGGUGGCAUCGGAAAGACUCAACUUGUGAAAAAAUUUAUUGAGCUAAACCAAAAGUUCUACCACAACGUAAUUUGCAUCAACUCACAAGAUCGCGGUUCAAUUGAGACUGAAUUAAAAAAAUUGGCAGUAAAUUUCCUCAACAUAUCGGCGGUGAACAUCAAUCGAAAAGAAAAGGAUUUCAAUUCGUUAACUCACGAAGUGUUCAGUAAGCUGGCCAAGUCGUCAACUUUGAUUGUUUUCGAUAAUGUUGACCGCAGUGAAAACACCACAGAGGUUUUACGGAUGGGAACAUUAGGCGUUGCACCGCACAUUGUGAUAACGUCACGUAUUCAAGAUUGGGGUGAUUCAAUAAAGCUCAUUAAAUUGGACUUAUUUAGCAUGGAAGAUGCUCUCGAAUAUGUUUCCUACAAAUUGAAUAACUCAGAACAAAAUGAUUCACUGGAAGAUAAGAAAAAGUUGGUGGUAAUGUUGCAAAACUUCCCCAUAGCUUUGCGACAGGCCACCUCCCAUAUAAAAUACCAUAGAAAACAAGAAAAUUUCGAGAUCAUCGACUACAUAAACGAGUAUAACUCUCGUCGAGAGCAAAUUUUGAACUCCACAUUCUUCCAAAAAGAUGUCUUGAAUGAAUACACAGAAACAACGUUGACAACUUGGGAAGUCACAAUGAACGCAAUUGAAAAAUGUGGAACAGAUGGAAAUAUCGCAAUAAAGAUUCUACGCAUAAUCGCCUACUUCGACCCGGUUCGUAUUCUCAGAGAAAUCUUCUUCAACCUCAAACAUUCGACAAACGGACAGAACAUAAGUCAGAGUGACGUGAAAUCAGCUGUAGGACUCCUUAUCAACUACUCGAUGAUCGACAGUUAUGAAAGACAGAGUGUCUUGAGCAUCCACAGAUUAGUGCAGCAUGUAAUUCAGAUCCAAUUGGAGAAAGUUACAUGUGUGGAAGAAGCAACUCUGCGAGAAGCUCUGCAACUAAUUGCAGAUAUGAAUGCAAGCGAAAAACCUCACAAAUGUUGUAACGAGCACGGCGCAUCCGUUUUUGUUUGGGCAUUGAAGUUCGACCUGCUCAUCAGAGAAUUCAGCGCAUUUCCCGUUGCGAUUUUUGAAAGUUUGAACGAUGUUGGGAACUACCUUCGAGCUGAAACCUUUGGAAUUGAAACGUUACCAUCGUUGACGAAAAUAUUGGGAGAUGAACACUUGCACACGAUAAGUGCUAAAUCCAUGUGUGCCAAAUCCUACAGCAAUCUGGGUAAAUAUUCUGAAGCACUUGAAAUGUUUGCGGAAGCUUUGGAUAAAGGAAAAAUCAUUCUGGGUGAGAGCCAUCCGAACACACUUUUUAUUAAGUCUAGCCUAGGUAUUGUGUACAGAAAUUUGGGAAAAUACUCUGAGGCAAUUGAGUUGUUUGAAGAGGUCAUGGAAAAACAGAAACUAGUUGCAGAAGUAGAUCAUCCAGAUAUACUAACACUCAAGUACGAAAUAGCGGAAUCGUUCAGCCAAUCAGGUAAACAUUCAGAGGCAUUAAAAAUGUUCGAAGAAGUUUUGGAGAAACGCGAGACCAGUUUAGGUGUUGAUCAUCCAGAUACUCUCAAUACGAAGUACAAUUUGGCUAAUUUGUACAGAAAUUUAGGUGACUAUUCUGGAGCACUCGAAGUGUUUGAAGAAGUUUAUGAAAAGCAAAAAGUCGUUUUGGUCGAACAUCAUCCAAACACACUUUCCACUAGGUACGAAAUAGCAAAUUUGAAAAUCAAUUUAGGUUCAUACUCUGAUGCACUCGUAAUAUUUGAAGAUGUGCUAGAAAAAGAGAAAUCCAUUUUAGGAGCAGACCAUCCGAACACACUUAACAGUAGAUCGAAAAUAGCCAGUUGUUACAGUAGUCUCGGUAAAUAUGCUGAAGCAUUGGAAAUGUUUGAAGAUGUCUUAGAUACACAAAAGAUCGUUUUGGGUGAGAGUCAUCGUAACACGCUCUUCACUCAGUCGGAAAUAGCUAAAUUGUGUAGUAAUCUGGGGAAAUACUCUGACGCACUCAGAGCUUUCGAAGAGAUUUUCGAAAAACAAAAGGUCGUGUUAGGGGACGAUCAUCCGAACACACUUUUUACUAAGUCGGAGAUAGCUAACUCGUACAAUAAUCUUGGCAAAUAUGCGGAAGGACUUGAAAUACUUGGUGAAGUUUUAGACAAAAGUAAAAUUGUCUUAGGAGUAGAUCAUCCAGAUACGGUCAUUACUAAGUACAACAUAGCUGAUUUGUAUAAUAAAUGCGGCAAAUAUUCCGAGUCACUCAAAAUGUUUGAAGAAGUUUUGGAUAAACUGAGGCUCAGUUUCAGCGAGGAUCAUGAUCACAUAUUUUUUACCAAAUGCAACAUAGCUAAUUUGUACAAUCAAUCUGGCAAAUAUUCUGAGGCAUUGAAGAUGCUCGAAGAAGUCUUUCAACAAUGCAAAUCAAAUUUAGGUGAUGAUCAUCCAGAUACACUCACUAUUAAGAACAAUAUAGGGAAUUCAUACCGACAAUUGGGGAAAUAUGCUGAGGCACUCGCCAUAUUUGUUGAAGUUUUCGAGAUACGUGACAACAUCCUAGGAUCUGAUCACCCAGAUACACUUUCCAGUAAGACGAAAAUAGCUGGUUCAUACAGUGAUCUGGGUAAAUAUUCUGAAGCCCUGAAAAUGUUUGAGGAAAUUUUAGAAAAACACAUAGCCAUUUUGGGUGAAGAUCAUCCAAGCACAUUUUCCACCAAGUCUAACAUAGCCAUUUCAUAUAUCGAGUUAGGCAGACAUUCUGAUGCAAUCGAAAUAUUGCAAGAAAUUUUAAGGAAACGUGAACACACUUUAGGUGUUGAUCAUCCAGACACACUAACUACUAAGUACGAAAUAGCUAUAUCGUACAAUAAACUGGGCAAGUAUUCCGAGGCACUCGAAAUGCUGGAGGAAAUUUUGACGAAAAGUACCGACUUGGGCAAGUAUCAUUUGGAUACUCUUACUGUCGAGUGCGAAAAAGCCAAAACGUACAAUCAUUUAAAGAAUUAUUCUGAGGCAUUGGCAAUACUUCAAGAAAUUUUACUAAAAGAAGUAGACAUUUUGGGUGAGGAACACCCGAACACACUCAUUACCAAGUCUGACAUUUGCGAUUCUCUCAGCAGUUUAGGCAAGCAUACUGAGGCACUGAAAUUAUUUGAAGAAAUUUUUGAGAAACGCAAAGUCAUUUUAGGAGCAGAUCAUCCCAAAACACUCACUACAAAGUAUAAAAUAGCGAGCUUAUACAGCCGUCUGGGCAAAUAUUAUGAAGCCAUUCAAAUGUUAGAAGAAGUUUUCGAAAAACAAAAAUUCGUGCUGGGCGAAGAUCAUCCAGACACACUUUGUACGAAGACCACACUUGAAUCGUUACUUAAACUGGAGCCUGGAUUCUGGGCAAAUGUAUUUUAG
Messenger RNA from Bradysia coprophila, 3687 nucleotides. RefSeq lists its product as uncharacterized. NCBI's taxonomy places the organism in Eukaryota, Metazoa, Arthropoda, Insecta, Diptera, Sciaridae. The record is from RefSeq and is a predicted model, not a curated record.